Messenger RNA from Manihot esculenta (cassava), 2892 nucleotides. RefSeq lists its product as uncharacterized. The record is from RefSeq and is a predicted model, not a curated record. Bases 208 to 2628 code for a protein of 806 amino acids. Lineage: Eukaryota; Viridiplantae; Streptophyta; Magnoliopsida; Malpighiales; Euphorbiaceae. The transcript has 19 exons.
AGGCUUUGUCCUAAUUAACAAUUAGCAUAUAACCUCCACUGCCGCUGUGUCUCGGUCGCUCCAUUUCUCUGGGGUUUUUCAACGAUAAGAAAUACCGAGCUUCCAUUGUUAUGGCCGCCUGAGCAAUUUAUCCAUCUUCCUUCUCUCUAGACCUCUUUCUUCCUGUCGCUUAAUUAAUCGUUGGUUAAGUAGAAGUGCUUUUCAAGGAUGGAUAAAAAUGAAGAUACUGGUAGCCCUGGUUGGAGAGCUUCACUUUUCUUGCAGACCACAGAAGAUGUUGCACGAACUGUUGCAGCUGCAGCUGCUGCAGCCACUGCUCCUCGUUCACCACGUCCCUCUGUAGUAUUUUCUUCAAAAGACGAUCAAGGCUUUAGCCAGUUUCAGAAGCUACAGCGCCAUGUUUCGAGAGUGCUAAAAGGCUUCUCAUCUCCUCCUCCUGAAGUGAAAGGUGGAACUUACAAUCCUGAAGUUCUAACUAGCCAAAAGCGUCAAUGGGCUAAAUUUCAGUUGCAGUACUUGGAUCAUAGGUCUUUAAAGGAGCCAUCAAGGCUUUUUGAGAGCAUGGUAGUUGUUGGACUUCAUCCUAAUUGCGAUCUUCAGGCACUUCACAGGCAAUAUGUUACUCGAAAAUCUGAAGUUUCUGGAAGAUUGCAAGGUUCACUUGGUUCUCAGAAUCAGUCUCGUGUAGAACCCAUUCUUGAGCCUCAAGUCUUAUUUGUUUAUCCUCCAGAGAAACAAUUGCCUCUCAAAUACAAGGAUCUCAUAUCAUUCUGCUUCCCUGGAGGCCUGGAGGUCCAUGCUGUUGAGAGAACUCCUUCAAUGAGUGAAUUGAAUGAAAUUCUUCUUGGUCAGGAGCACCUUAAACAAAGUGACCUGUCAUUUGUAUUCCGGUUACAGGUUGCUGAUGAUUCUACAUUGUACGGUUGCUGUGUAUUGGUGGAUGAAAUUGUGCAAAAACCCUCUGGCUUGCUUUCCAUGAUUUCAGAUAAGCGCCCCUCCUGCUCAUCUUUGAGCCGUUAUGUACUAACCACACGCAGAUGUUACUGCAUCCUUUCACGGCUUCCAUUCUUUGAACUGCAUUUUGGUGUUCUGAACAGCAUCUUCACAGAAGAGAGGCUGGAACGGUUAACAAAAGACAUUGGUGUCUUGGAUUUGGAAUCCUUGGAGGGUUAUAGUGAAGAAGAAAAUUUAGAGGACAAUGUAGAUGGUAUAUCACCACACUUUAGGGAUUCAGGGGAAGUGCUUGAUGGAGGAGCAGGGAUUUUCCAAUCAAGCUCAAGUGAUUCUGUGCCUGGAGGUGUAGUGAAUGAUGGCAAUGACCUGGAGCAUCAAAUUCCUGAGGAGCAGAUUCAAUUGUCAAACAAAGGGAAUGAGGAUAAUGUUGUUCUGGUUGAUUCUGAAACAGAGAUAGGCAUUCACAAAGAAGAAUCUGGAGGUAGAAAGCUUGAAGUUUGUGAAAUUGAUGUGGAUGAUUUAUCAAACAAACAAGCAGAAGAAAGACAUUUACCAAAUGCUGUUCUUCCACUCCUACGCUAUUAUCAAUAUGAAAGCUCAGAGUCUUCUUCAAGUUUCCAGGGUUCUCCUAGUGAAGGCCAGAACUUUAGGAGUGAUAUUGAUGAUACAGAGACAGAAGACACAUCUUCCUCUGGCCAGGAGGAUUCUAAUGAUCACCUGGAUAUUCUUGAAUGGGCCAAGGCAAACAACUAUGGAUCACUGCAGAUAGUGUGCAAGUACUAUCAGUUGCAUUGUCCUUCUAGAGGUUCAACAAUUAGAUUUCAGCCUUUGGAGCAUCUUAAUCCUUUGGAAUAUCACAGACUAGAUGAAACAGUUCUACAUAUUGCUGGCUCAACUAUUGAUUUGAGAUCUUGCAAUACAAGUCUGGAAUUUGCUGAGGCACAUAGUGCACUCUCGGCAGAGGAGGAAGCAAUUGCACUAUCAACAUGGGCUGUUGCAUGCAUAUGUGGAUCCUUGCGUCUAGAGAAUGUGUUGACACUGUUUGCCGGAGCACUGCUGGAGAAGCAGAUUGUGGUUGUUUGCUCUAAUUUGGGAAUCCUAUCUGCGUUGAUCUUAUCAAUUGUCCCUCUAAUCCGUCCCUAUCAAUGGCAAAGCCUAUUAAUGCCGAUUUUACCAGAUGAUAUGCUGGACUUUUUGGAUGCACCAGUUCCUUACAUAGUUGGUGUAAAGAACAAAACCAGUGAAGUACAGUCAAAAUUGAGCAAUACCAUACUGGUUGAUGCUAACAAGAACCAGGUAAAAUCACCAACACUACCACAACUGCCAAAACACAAGGAGUUAUUUUCAUCCUUAAGUCCUUAUCAUGCAAAGCUUGUGGGAGAAAGUUAUUUGGCAAGGAAAAGGCCAGUUUAUGAGUGCACAGAUGUGCAGGUUGAAGCUGCUAAGGGUUUUUUAGCAGUUUUAAGAUCUUACCUGGAUUCACUCUGCUCUAAUUUGCGGUCACACACAAUUACAAAUGUACAGUCCAAUAAUGACAAGGUGUCAUUGCUCUUAAAGGAGAGUUUCAUAGACUCCUUUCCUUAUCGUGAUCGACCUUUCAUGAAGCUCUUUGUAGACACACAGCUCUUCUCUGUACAGACAGAUCUUGUUCUCUCUUUUUUCCAGAAGGAAUAGUGCUGCUAUGCAAGGUUUGCCUGUAACUAUAUUGAUCUGUUGUAACUUGAACACAAGUUCAGCAUACUCAUAAAUAUUUGGCCAAUGGCCAUUUAGUAAAAGUACACUAUUGCUAGAAGCACCGAGCAUGCCCCUGGUUCAGAGCUUGCCAAAAGGGGUGGGAAGAAUGCCUGUGAGCAGUCUAUGGGAGGUAUAGUAAUAGGAAAAAGUGAUGUGUAAUGUCACAUAUUAUUUUAUUUAUAUAUUAGUGGAAAUUUUGCUUAA